Messenger RNA from Dermacentor silvarum, 603 nucleotides. Its product is annotated as adipokinetic hormone/corazonin-related peptide receptor variant I-like. Gene Ontology annotation, cellular component: membrane. The record is from RefSeq and is a predicted model, not a curated record. Gene Ontology annotation, biological process: G protein-coupled receptor signaling pathway. The coding region runs from base 1 to 603 and encodes 200 amino acids. The transcript has 2 exons. Lineage: Eukaryota; Metazoa; Arthropoda; Arachnida; Ixodida; Ixodidae. Gene Ontology annotation, molecular function: peptide binding; G protein-coupled receptor activity.
AUGUCAUCCAACGCAAGUUUCGAAGGCGGCGAUCCGCAUUCGGGCGAAAACGCUUCAGCAGCGUCGCUAGCUCUGGGCGAAGAGCUGACGUUCAGCACACAGUCACUGGUGCAGGUGAUCAUUUACUGCAUCCUGUUCGUCAUAGCUGGCGCCGGCAACGUGCCGGUGUUCGUCAGCUUGCUUAACAAAAGGCACCGCAAGUCCCGCAUCAAACUCAUGAUCCUGCACCUCGCCUUCGCCGACCUGAUCGUGACGUUCGUUAUGAUUCCGCUCGAGGUCGCCUGGAGGCUCACGGUCCAGUGGGCGGCCGGGAAUGUCAUGUGCAAACUGAUGCAGAUGCUCCGUGCGUUCGGCCCUUACCUCUCGUCGAUGGUUCUCGUGUGCAUCAGCGUGGACCGAUAUUACGCCGUGCUACACCCGCUCAAGGUGCACAGCGGACAUCGCCGAGGCAGGAUAAUGCUCACUGUCGCCUGGUACGCGAGCCUUGUCUGUAGCAUACCACAGGACCGCUCAAGGGCCAUCACUGCCUCCAGGCAACCUGCUGCGACAACCAGCGACGUCCUGUUCCCGUCGUCGCCUCCCGCCUCCGAGCUCUCCAUAUAG